Messenger RNA from Striga hermonthica, 510 nucleotides. Lineage: Eukaryota; Viridiplantae; Streptophyta; Magnoliopsida; Lamiales; Orobanchaceae. The record is from the annotation of a GenBank genome assembly.
AUGCAAUUCAUCUACGUGUUACCUGGGUGGGAAGGUUCAGCAGCCGAUGGUAGAGUGUUACGAGAUGCAAUAACUCGGAGAAAUGGCUUGGUGGUUCCUCGUGCAUGGAUCAUCAAUCUCAAGAAACAAGAGGUCGUGGUAAACGUUGAGCCCUUUCGACCUGAGGAAAAUAAUUCGGGGAACAAAAGAAAAUGGAAUAAUGAGGAAGAUGCUAAGCUCGUGGAGGCACUCCUUGAGAUGGUAAAUCUCGGAACCUAUAAGGCUGAAAAUGGGUUCAAACCUGGCUACUUGAACUAUGUCGAGGACAAGUUGCGAGUCUCAUUGCCUAGCUCUGGAUUCAAGGCUAAACCACAUAUUGAGUCAAGAAUUAAGACAUUGAAGAAAGACUUCAAUAUUGUGUAUGAUAUGUUAAAUGGUCCAAAUACAAGUGGAUUUGGUAUGGAUCCGAUUAGAAAAUGCAUCGUAGCUGAAAAGUCGGUAUGGGGCCCCUACAUUGAGGUAUUUACAUAA